This is a messenger RNA of Trichoderma harzianum CBS 226.95, 4098 nucleotides long. RefSeq lists its product as hypothetical. The transcript has 2 exons. Gene Ontology annotation, molecular function: protein binding. NCBI's taxonomy places the organism in Eukaryota, Fungi, Ascomycota, Sordariomycetes, Hypocreales, Hypocreaceae. The record is from RefSeq and is a predicted model, not a curated record. Bases 1 to 4098 code for a protein of 1365 amino acids.
AUGGCUAGGGCAAUAUUUUUUCUUCUUAUUUGCGCAACCAUUAUCGUCGUUGUCAGGGCUGAUGGCCUCUCCGAUUUCUCCAACAACUUAGCUUCGGACCUUGGGCCUCUUCUUUCGCUCUUUGGAGAAGCAGUCACUCGCCAAUAUCUAAGCGAGAGCACCACAUUCAUUGAUUAUUUUAUUUUCGCCAUGGCCCCUAUAGGCAUCAUUGGUACAAUCACAGCUGUUAUUCGAGUAUGUGGGAGCUCCUCGCUCCGAGCAUUUAUUGGUAGAGCGCAGGAAGGCCAAGGCACUACAGAAGCUGAACUAUGUACUUCCACGAGCGCCGACGUCUGUGAGCUAUUUAAUAAAGGUGGCAUCACUAGAGUUCUUGGUCGACCGGAUAUAAUUGAGCUUGUAUAUAUUCCUGACGGAGGCCAAGCCAACAGGAGCCAACAGAAGGAACAACAAAAGGAACAACAACAAACAGCACCACAAAAGUUACGAUUGUUUACUAGCUAUCUGGAAGACAGUUCGAAUGAAUGCUGGCAAAAAAUAACGUUCUCGGGAAGUGGAAAUGCUGUUUUUAACAAGAUGGUCAACUCUACCUCUGGGAAUUUUCUAGACCUUGCUCCAAAACCGAACCUCUCUCUCAAUGUGGGAAUCAGAAGACAACCUGAUUGGGUCUUUUAUGUUAUCGCGCUUGUCGGAUUUAUUCUCCAAGCCGGUAUCCUUGUCUUUGCUGGCACCGCGGUGUGGCUUCUGAAAUGGAAUCUUCAAAAACCGAAUAGUGAAGCUUCUCGAAACUAUGCUCCAGGCAUCUUUAUUGCCGGAACAAUUACUUUGUGUUUAGGUGUCUGGAGCUGCGCGGCACUUAUUGGGCAAACAACCAAUGAACAAUAUUAUCGACGGCUACCUGAGUCUUCUGACGUGUUAUACUGGAUUCAGCCUGGGCCGCAAGUCAUUGGAGAUCAAUCUUUUGGCUCGUUUGCACAUUCAGAUGCAAAUGGGAAAGAUAGACUCAUGAUGUGGACUUCAUCUACAAAAGACUUUGAUAAAAAUUUCGAAGCUGUCACUUAUUUUGCCGUUUCGCUCGUAUUGCUCGGUUAUAUCGCUCAAUUCAUCGGCUUACGAGGCCUAAACGCAUGGAUCUCAAUUGCCCAACUGGGGAUUACUCUCAUUAUGAGCAUUCUACGUGGGAUAUUACGGAUGAAGCGUUUGGACAAGAACAACAAUCGUUUGACUAUGUGGCAAGAUGUGGCUACCGGCCAUGAACUUGACUGGCUAGCUUUUGAUAUUGCAGAGCAGGAGUUCACAAAGAGAUUGAAAAUAGUUGUACAAGAUGCAUCUUUUGAGAAGGAUGAAUCGCAGAGAUUCGAGAAAAAAUUCCUUUGGUAUAUUACAGGACAACAUGAGAAAGCCAUUCGAUGGGGAAAUGUCGCUGUGAAGGACUCCGGAUCUGAGACCCUCGAAAGAAGUCGCAAGAGCGAUUUGUCCAAUGAGUGGCUUGUUGCUUACAAUGACGAACUGAUUCAGAACCGCAUUCGACUCUCGAAUCUAACUGGACAUUUUGGCGAAUCCAUGGACGCGAAAAGUUAUCUGCCCUGGAAAGAUGAGAGAGUCAGGGUCCGUGCUAAAGCUAAAAGUCUCAGCUCAAUGAUUUCUCAAGCUGCGGCAAUUCUAUUGCGAAACCAAUCAAACAAAGAAGACAUACAUUUGAGAAUUAAAGCUACCUUUUCUUAUGAUAAAUCUAAUGGCGAAGAGACCAUUGUUUCUAUCAAGCUGAAACCACCAACAGGCCCCGAUCGUAUCAAUUGGGGUGUCGAUUCUUCCCAGCUUGAAGCAAUUUUGGGACUCUGGCUCUGGUCCAUAACCCGACGAGAGUAUGACACAUAUAGCGAGAAGAAAGCUAGCAGCGAUACUUCGAGUCUUCCAAAUAAGGUACUCAACUCAAAAGUCUUCAGAGUUGUAUCUGUGUGCCAUGGAGAACAGGAAUGGGACAGUUCUUUCGACACAGAUAUGAGCCUAUGGUUGGGUUCUGGCGAUUUGAAGUACAUCAAACGGUCGCUUGACCUGCGAUUAUACAACGGCUAUAAAUAUAGCCUUGCCGAUCAUUGGAUUCCAACAGAUGAGAAAUCUGUAUUCGGCGGUCAAGAUACAAAUCAGACAACGAAAGAAGACAACGAAAGCAAAAAUUACCAAAGAGUAGGUGGGAGCUCGAAUGAUUCCACCGCGGGAUUUCAGAGAUUCUGUGGGUGGAAUUUAAUAUAUGACGCAUUAAGUACUGCUACUUCCGAGAAAGAGAGCAAUAACACAUCUGAAAGAAGGAGAGUCGACAUCAAAGGCUUUUUGAUGAAGGAUACAGAGCAUUCAUUACUUGAUAUAUGCGCCCAAGAGCUUUUUGUUGCGCUUCUACAUUCCAUGAAGGCCCUAGAAUUUCGAAAACUAGACAAAGUAUCUGUCAGUGAGUCAGGUGGCAAUCUUCGCCUAGAGAAUCCCGCUAUCUCAGCUCUUGCCAAAUGUUUCACAGACAAUGGGAUGGGAACACAUUCUGACGCCAUUUCUUGUUUAAUUCCAUCCCUGAGAUCUGAAAUUCCUCCUUAUCAAGAAAAGGUUCUAUCAGCAUUGACGCCGGUGGCUUCAAAUUACCGACGGGAUGACGAGUGGAGUAGCGCAGAAGUCGUUCUAAGCUGGGCGUGCCAAUACUAUCAUAAAUUAAACCCUGCAGAUACAGAUGAAACCAGCGAUUUUAUGGUGGCUCUUCGAGAACUUGGUGAGCUCUACCGCUGGUCGCUUGCACAGAUGCAGCACAACGUUCGGCAAGAGUUUGGCGCAAGGGGAAUCGAACAGAUGGCAUCCAAGUUUGGCAUCACGAAUCCAAUCGUAGCUCUCUACAGCACAAUCGCUAAAAGAAUAAACGGCACAAGAAUUAAGAGCCAAGGUUGGAUGGACGAAUUUCAUCAGGCUGUGGAGGACCGCAGUCGAGAAGAUGCUCUGUAUUAUCUAUGCUUCGCUGGGAAUUUCAUUCCUCACAAGUUUAGCAAAUAUCUUUCGCCUGCUGCUCGGAAUGGAUGGGAUGAGAUCGUUUAUGCUCUGUUGGAAAUGAAGCCGAACCCAAAUGACCAAGACGAUUAUGGCAGAACUCUGGCAUCUCACUGCGCGGAGUUAGAUCUGAGACAAUCCCUGCGGCGAUUAAUGGAUAUGAAUGCUGAUCUUGACCUUGCCGAUAAAUAUAGAAUGACACCUCUGGCUUACGCUGCCAUGAACGGGCGCCAUGAUGUCGUGAGACUAUUGAUAAAAAUUGGCCAAGCAGACCUAAACGGAUCAGGUGGUUCUGGCGAAAGGAGUCCCCUGUGGCUUGCAACUAAUCAAGAUCAUUUUGACACUAUUGCCGAACUCCUAGAUAAAGGAGCCGAUGUCAACAUGGAAACCCACGGAGGAGAUGGGCUGUUAGAUUUGGCCAUCAGAAGGGGCCACUCACGCGUGAUAAAGCUGCUCCUAGAUUGCGGCCUCUUAAAAAAAUGGGUACGCCCUGACAUGAAAGGCGUGAUAGAACAAUUCCUGGAAACGAACAGUCGAAUGACACAGUCGAAUCUUUCUAAGAUUCGUGUACAUCCCUUGAUUUGGGCAGCCUGGAGAGGCCAUACAGAUGUCAUGCGGUUACUUUUAGAAGAUUAUUCAGCGCUGAUACCGGCAGGUGACGAUGAGAUGAGAGAGGCAGAGAAAUUACUAGCAUGUGGUUCCAUCUUACAACCACUUCGAAACCACAGCGAUGGAUUAUUUUCAACUUUGGAUGUUCCUCUCCCUCCCUCGACUCCUAUUACUGACAUAUGUCAUAUCAAGUUUCACCCUCCGUAUUCUGAAGCCCCCCGUCUGAUGAUUGGCAUCAGUGGGUUAUCGUUAGGACAAGGUUCACCGCUUGAUAUGCACUGGGGCGCAGACCCAAUUCCUGAGACGGGAUUCACCCUCAUACGGAGAAGAUAUGAGGAGAGUUGGGAUCAUGUGGAUUCUGCCAAUAUUACUUGGAUUGAAUUAGGUGCAGAGGAACGUGAACUUCAAGUUCUUUCUAUUCUCGAGAAGACGCGAAAACCUCGUAUCACGGUUACGGGGCAGACAUAG